Molecule: messenger RNA, 2952 nt
Organism: Fulvia fulva
Lineage: Eukaryota; Fungi; Ascomycota; Dothideomycetes; Mycosphaerellales; Mycosphaerellaceae
Product: Phosphatidylethanolamine N-methyltransferase
Exons: 4
Coding region: 1-2952 (983 amino acids)
Biological process (GO): phosphatidylcholine biosynthetic process
Molecular function (GO): phosphatidylethanolamine N-methyltransferase activity
Source: RefSeq, a predicted model, not a curated record
AUGAGCAGGAAGGACUCGAUCAUGGCCGAACCGAACGGAGGGCCACCGGGCCACGAUGUCAGCGGACUCCGAGAGAGAACAUCACAGCGGCCAGAAAUGCCUCAAAAAGCGCAGUCAGUGGACACAGCACAGGAAGCUGUACACGCGUUGAAUGCGCCAGAGGCAGCACAGAACAAGAAGGAGAAGGACAAGAAGACAUAUGGACGAACUCCAGACGGCACGGUGUUUACGGUGCCUCAUACAGAAGAUAUGGUGUCACAGCUUUUCGACCCAACCCAACCAAAGAACGUCUCCGAUCUCAUCAUUGUCGGCGCCUUAGCUGGACAAGUGCUGUUGAUGUACAUCCUGCCAAAGCAACUACGACUCCCGGUCUCUGCCCUCGUGUUUCUCUUCUGGAGGUGGUGCUACAACUUUGGCAUUGGCUGGCUUCUGCACAACCAAUCCCACCAUAAACUUCUUCUCGCCUGGGCCAAGAAGACGAGGAUAUUCGACACACCCGAACGCGGCAAUCCUCGCCCUGCCUUGUACAAAUUCAUCAAGCGAGAAAUGGAAGCCAAGAUCCCCAGGGACUAUAAGUUCGAAGAAGCGCCAAUCGAGUACAAUACAUGGCUCCUGUUCCGCCGUAUUGUAGACAUGAUCCUGAUGUCUGACUUCACUGCAUUCGUCCUGUUCGCUUACGUGAACGGCGGCCGCCCUGAGAAUGAAAAGCUCGCCAUGACUGUCGGCCGGUGGGUCGGUGGUUGGGCACUGAUCUUGUUCAACCUAUGGGUGAAGCUCGAUGCGCACAGAGUCGUAGGCGACUUUGCUUGGUUCUGGGGCGAUUUCUUCUUCCUCAUUGACCAGGAUCUGACGUUCGACGGCGUGUACGAUCUUGCACCACAUCCCAUGUACUCGAUCGGAUACGUUGGCUUCUACGGCAUUGCCAUGCUAGCUGCUAGCUACAAGGUCUUGUUCAUUUCGAUCAUCGCUCACGCAGCGCAGCUGGCCUUCCUCGCUAUUGUGGAGUCGCCACACAUCGAUCGUGUCUACAACUCACCUGCGCCCGUCCGACGCUCUGAGGAUGUGCCUGAUUCUCCACCAAAGCGACCACAAUACCAGACCAGGAUGUUGAGCGCCGGGCACAUCAACGGCAUGCCUCCACUUGCAUCAACGGCGCAGCCAUCACCGGUACACAACCUUGUCGGCUUCCAAAACAUUGACCUGCACCGCGUUACCGAUGUCUCGGUCAUCCUUUUGCAGGUCUACAUGUACAGCUUCGCCUUCCUGACACCAUCCACCUGGCAAUGGCAAACCUUCUUCGUGUUCAGUGCGACCAUGUGGCGUCUCUGGUACUCCGCUGGCAUUGCCUUCAUCCUGGACAGACAGUCGAAUAAGAAGUGGUGGACACGCCACUUUAUCAAGUUUGGCGAAGGUACCGAAGAGGCCUGGCGACAAUGGAAAGGCAUCUACCACAUCAGCAUGGUAAUGUGCUACACCAGCUUUAUCUGUGCGGCCUGGAAGAUGUAUGGCCUACCGGAUGACUGGACGUACGGCAGCUCCACGUUGCGACAUGUCCUUGGUGCUGCACUAAUCUCGCUCCAAAUUUGGACCAUUGCUAGUAUCUACGAAUCGCUAGGCGAAUUCGGCUGGUUCUUUGGCGAUUUCUUCUUCGACCAAACAAGGACUCAACUGACCUACGAUGGCAUCUACCGCUUCCUCAACAACCCAGAGCGGACCAUCGGACUGGCUGGCGUCUGGGGUGCAGCCAUUAUAACCUGGAGCAAGGCGAUCUUUUUCUUGGCUCUUCUCAGCCACACCUUGACGCUGUGCUUCAUCCAGUUCGUGGAGAAGCCACACAUGCAGAAGCUGUACCGGCAGAACCUACGCGAGCAGUCAGGCGUCUCUAAGAGCAUCAAGCGCUCCCUUCCCACGCCACUGCAACAAUGGCAAGGCCGCGUCGACCGAGUGCUGGAUGAGACACUGGACUCGCUUGAGGACUUCAUCGAUGCAGCAGGACCGAAACUCGCAGCGGGCUUCAGCAGCAUGGUCAAGGACUCAAGCACUCUGUUCAGACAGUUCCCGGCGCGUCUUACUGUGACCAGCAUUGCGCCAGAUCUCGCUGGCUAUAAUCCAAAAGACUACUCCAUCGAGAUCGAGACUGACGUCCCUGGCGUCAAAGCAGGUGAUGUCGGUUUUAGCGGUCGAGAGGGAGAGAAUGGACAAAGUCCACUCCAGCGCAGAGAUAGCUUCGAGCGCGUCGUUGUCCAAUACGGCUCGCCCAUCAAGGUCAGAUGGUACGCACCUCUAAACCACAGCAAAAAGGACUGGAUCGGGCUCUACCGCGUCGGCGACAACCUAUCCCGAGACGUCACCAAGAUUGGGUCUCAAGGCCGCUGGAUCGCGACCAACCCCGGCGCCUACGACUACUCCAAGGCCGACAAGGGCGUCCUCGUCGCAGAUCAGCGUGUUUCAGCCGCCGAACGCAAAGAGGGCGAAAGCAAAGAGUUCAUGACUGGCGAAAUCGAAUUCGCCGGCGACAAGCUCUGGUGGACACAAGGCGUCUUUGAAUUCCGCUACCACCACGACGGCAAAUACAACGUCAUGGCCGUCUCGCUCCCCUUCGAAAUCAAAAUCAACCGCUUCGACAACGACGAUAUCGACCACAACAAUGGCAUGGUCCGCAAUGCCAUCGAACAAGCUCUGUUACCGGUGAUCCAGAACUGCUUUGACCGCGACCCGGACGUGGCGCCGAGGAGUGUGGAUGAGCAGUUCGGGCCUACACUGGAGAGGGAGGGCAAGUAUGCGAAGCGGGUGGUGUAUGCGGUGCAGCAAAUGUUUGGGAUUGAGUUUGCGCCGGAGGUGGUGCAGGCGGAUGGCAAUGUGAGGAAUUUGGCGUGGAGGAUAUGUAAUGCGAAGAAGGUGUUGGCGCCGUAUAGUCUGCAGCAGAGUAUGGGGGUGGGGACGCCGGAGUAG